Molecule: messenger RNA, 2298 nt
Organism: Naegleria lovaniensis
Lineage: Eukaryota; Heterolobosea; Eutetramitea; Acrasida; Naegleriidae
Exons: 1
Coding region: 1-2298 (765 amino acids)
Source: RefSeq, a predicted model, not a curated record
AUGAAGAGAAGGCUUCCUCAUCAUCAUCAUUCAAAUGCUUCGGAAGCCACCAAGUUCUCAAAAUUGUUAUCAACAUUCACCGAUAGCUAUCACACCACCAUUGCCGUACAAAUUAUUUUAAUUGAUUUUUGUAAACCUCAACACUCAGAAUUGUCAUCAUGCAACCACUCGUCUCAAGAUCUUGAAGAUUCCGCAAGGAUGUAUCAAUUUUUGAAAACAAAAUUUGAAAAUCAAUCAAAAGGAUUCAAAAAGUAUUUGUUAGCAAGGGAAGAAUGGAUGCGACGACACAAUCCAUGGGAUAAUUGUUGUCAAAUGAAAAUCGAAUUCAUGAAUGAUCGAGAAUGUGUGGCAAGCUGUUUGAACCACCAUAUCCACUAUUCCCAGCUGGUACAAAGGAUGGUACAAACUGUUAACCUUUCCGAAUUAUGUCGUUCUAACCAAGAAAUGAUUGGAAAACUUGAGUUUUGGACACCUUUCAAAAGCGAAAUCUUGAGGCUCAUCAAGAUAAAGCAAUUGCAUGUCUUGAAAUACAUUCCAAAAAAUAUUUUGCUCGAAUGGAAACAAGAAUUGUCACAAAUAUGUGAACACUACUAUGACUUUAGUUUCAUAUUUGAUCUUGAUGAUUUCGAUGAAGCGAAAAAAGUAUUAUCUGAGAAGCGUUGUAUGCUGUUCCAGCUUUCACAAAGAUUACGAGACAAUGAAGAAAUUGUGAUGCAUGCCGUUCGUUGUCUCUCUUUCAUCGACAUGCAACAUAUAUCUAAAAGAUUGACAAAGGAUAGAAAAUUCUGUGUGAAAUUAGUUCAUUUAAAUCCUAAUUUAUUUUUACGCCUUCCAUCAUCGUUAAAGAAUGAUAAGGAAUUUAUUAUUCAACUAUUCAACACUACACUGACCUCUGAUGAUGGCACAUUAUAUGAAGACAAAAUUUCAACAUGUAUUCCAGAAGUGUUUUUUAAUGUAUCGGCGAGGGUUUGUCAUGAACUAUCAUUGGACUUCAAGUUGUCUAUUUAUCUGCAAUUAUUUCUCAAGGAUGCAAUAGUGUCAAAUAUUGAACUAGGUUUAUUGAAACCCGUGUUUCAAAUGCUUCAUGAAUUACCAGACGAAUAUUAUAGAGCUCACAAGAAUUAUCAAAAUAAUCUAACAGAGCAAGGACGUUUUGUAUCCUCAUUGUUCAAUGAAUGUGAACAACAUAGGCUUCAGAAUGAUGACGAAUUUGGAAAAAUCGUGGAACAAGUAAUGAAGCGAAUAUGCAUGAACUAUGGUCAUUCUGAGCUCGAUGAUGAAGAUUUGAUGUUAAAACGCAUUUCUUUGCCUUUCAUAUUGAAAUAUACCUCAGAUCGUUUAAAAAACAAUAGAAACUUUGUGCUGAGGGCUGUUAAAUCGAAUGGAAAGUGUUAUAGAGAUGUGUUGCCCAUAUUCCAAAACGAUAGAGAAAUAGUUUUAGCAGCAGUCUCUAAUACAGGAAGCUUGUUGUAUGAACAGCAAAAGAAUAGACGCGUGCUUCCUGCACAGUUUCGUAAUGACAAAGAGGUGAUUUUGGCUGCCCUUAAAAGUGGUUCUUGCUCCUUUUCUAACAUUCCAACCCACUUGUAUAAUGACAAAGACGUCGUAUUGACAGCAUUAGAGUAUACCUCUCUUUACGAGUCAUCUAUUGCCUAUGCCGUCUCUCGAUUCUUUGAGAGAAAUGACAGGGAGGUGAUAAUUGCUACCAUACAGAAAAACGGUCAUUAUUUGAACAGCCUCUCCUACGAUUUUAGUAACGAUAGAGAUUUACUAUUGGCAGCAAUUCGAAAUAAUCAAGUGGUCUACGCAUUACAAGCUGCUUCGAACAAUUUGAAGCAAGACCAAAACUUUGUGCUAGAUUGUGUAAAAGCAAAUCCAAGUGUUCUCAACUUUGUAUGCUAUCAAUUUAAUAAGGAAAUUAGAUGCAAUUUUGAUAUUCUGUAUGAGCAUGCUAAACGAUGGGGAUUCGUUAUGGAUGAGCUUAUUUAUGAUCUUGUUCGACAUAAUUUUGGUGAUCGAGAUAUCAAUUCUAUAACAUUCCAUGAAAGUGUUAAAAUAUUUACAGAUUUGAAACGGAUGAGAUUGGAAUUUGAAUAUUUUGGGUGUCACAUUCCAGAAUCGCACUUGUUAAAAGAACCAAUCGAAGCGCUAGAGGUAGAACCUUAUGAUGGAAUCACUAAUUUGGCAUCAUGGGAUAGCGAAUAUCGAGAAAAGAUGUACAGCAUGUGGAAAGCAUACUUGUUUGGUAAUGAACAAUGGGAAAUUUUCUUCUCUCUAGAUCUUACUCACUACUAUUGA